Messenger RNA from Aspergillus niger, 681 nucleotides. RefSeq lists its product as uncharacterized. Gene Ontology annotation, cellular component: cytosol. Bases 1 to 681 code for a protein of 226 amino acids. The transcript has 2 exons. The record is from RefSeq and is a predicted model, not a curated record. Gene Ontology annotation, molecular function: hydrolase activity, hydrolyzing N-glycosyl compounds. Gene Ontology annotation, biological process: cytokinin biosynthetic process. NCBI's taxonomy places the organism in Eukaryota, Fungi, Ascomycota, Eurotiomycetes, Eurotiales, Aspergillaceae.
AUGUACAUUCUACCUACGACGGUGGACAAGAAUGUUUGUGGCGCGCAGCCCGGCGAUUCUCCCGAGUUUCUGGCAGCCGCUCGAGCACUUGCACAUGAACUACACGCCGCAAACGCGAAACUAGUCUACGGAGGUGGAACCAAAGGAUUGAUGGGCGAGGUCGCGAAGACUCUAGUAUCACUCUCUGGCCCAUCUGCCGUGCAUGGCUUCAUACCCCGGGCAUUGGUAGCAUACUAUCCCGAUGCGGACGUCGGCAAGUCCCAGAAUGACGGGAAACAACCAGAGCGAAUCCAAGCUCCAGGGUCUUCGCUGGCUGAGGGCGAAUACGGGAGGAUUACCGUCGUGGACAGCAUGCAUGAGCGAAAACAAAAAAUGGCCGAGCAAGUUCUCGCCGGUGGCCCUGGGUCAGGAUUUGUAGCCCUUCCGGGCGGUUAUGGGACCCUGGAGGAAGUGGCAGAGAACCAACUUGGGAUUCAUGAUAGAGGAAUUGUGUUGUUGAACGUUAAUGGGUUUUGGGAUGGUCUUGUCGCGUGGAUUGCUAAGGCUGCUCAACGGGGAUUUAUUGGGCCGGCGAAUAAAGAUAUUAUGGUGGAAUGUAAGGAGGUGGGCGAGGUUAUUGGGGCGCUUAAAGCCUAUAACCCAAGUGGCGGGAGGCUGAACCUCUCUUGGGGCUGCAAGUGA